GAAACUGCAGCAGUCCUCAUUAAAAUUCCCCGUCCGUACACUCGCCACUGAAAACCCUCCUGUAGUGGGUGGCACCGGCGUCCUGCGCGCCUUAAUUGCGCACCAGGCUGUAACCAGCGCUCACGGAUCAGUGUGGCCGUGGAUCAAAAUCACGCUGCCUGUGUGGCGGAGUUUCCUUCACUCCCUCCUCUCCUGAUAUUUAACCACGUCGAGGCUGAGAGAGACGGACGAGAAGUGAGUCCUGGAGGUCCAGCAAAGGGUGGCGCCCUGCGCAUCUCAUCCAGCGCCUGGACACGCGCUGUGACGCUUUCCCACGGGCAGUGUGCGGGGGGGAGACCCACAGUCAGUCACAGUCCUGCUCCUGCUGCUACUGCUGCUGCUGCUGCUGGAGCUUCACUGGCUUCUUGUUGCGGCACAUGGUUGUGACAUUUCUCGCUGUGGACUGGGAACAUGUGCGUGUGGAUGGUGUGAAGUGUGACACAGCUGCUCUCGGCUUCUCUCGGAUACGACGAGUACCCGACGCUACGACGCACCUUGUGAAAUAUAGAGAGCCAUGAGCACUGUGGAGGAGGAGCCGGAUCACAUGAUAUCAUGAAGACGAGCCUGCAGGUCCUGCGCUGCCAGCUGCUGAGUGUUCUAGCAUUUCUAGCACUGCCAGCGGCACUGGUGUCGUCAGCACAGGAGCUGCACCUCAGUCAGAUGUCCCGGGACUCUGUUUCCAUGGCAGCUGCACAUAGCAACCCCCUUUCUCCCCCCGCUACACCCUACCUUGACUCGCAUCAGGAAGGCUCCAGUAGCGGAGAGCAGUCAUACAAAGGAAGUACUCAACCUACAAAUAUCAUCCUUCCUACUGGUGUCCUCUACCCUUCAACCAGGCUUCACACCACCAGCCAUGUUCUUGAAGAACCUCCCGUUCAUGACACUGUCACUCCAAACACUGAAAGCUGGGUUAAUCAGCCCCAAGACAUGGCAUCUGCUCCCAGAGGAGAUCCAAACCCUCUGGCUCUUAUGUCCAGCUCUGGCUUAGUUGGAGGAGAUACAUUUGCUGCACAGCACAUCGGUCCACAGAAGUUGAGUGUGAACGAGCCCACUGACCCCAGUCAUCAUCUCCCAGAUCUACAUUCCCCCUCAAUAUACCUGUCAUCGCUCAGUAGUGACCAUGCUCUUGGUCUGAAACUCUGGGGGCAUCCGCGAGAUGUUUCCCAGUUGGCUGCACGCCACACCAUCACCGCGAGGGAGGUUCAUCCUACAAGCGAGUCCCCCACAGGUGAGCUGACAGUAGAGACAGGGUCUGCUCCUCCACUCGAGAACCCAUCAGAGAAUCAAACUUCCACUGUGUCCACCCCAACUCUGUCCACUGAGCAGAGCCUCAAAACACCGGAUCCCACAGUCGUCUCAAACAACCACUCGGCAUCCAAUGAGUCCACCACCGCCGAGGGCCAUGUUGAGGUUUUCCGGGGUAACGUCACAGACAAUCCCCCUCUUGGGCAGCAGAUAGGGAAUUUAACUACACAUGUUUCGCUGCUCUUGAACAGCAGUGCAGUCGAGGAGGUGCCAGCUAAGGGGAACACUUCAGAGGCCUCUUCCACAGCCAGCAAGAACUUCCUAAACAAGCAGGGUCCUGCGACCACCCAGGAACCCUGGACUCCCGACAACAGCUCAGACCCCACCGCCAACUCCCCGCCCGCCCGCAUGACUAUCUGCUUGAGCCGGAUGGACUUUGUGUGGAUCGUGCUUGCCAUCAGUGUGCCUGUAUCCUCAUGUUCCGUGCUGCUGACUGUGUGCUGCAUGAGGAGGAAGAAGAAGUCGUCCAGUCAUGAGAACAACCUCAGUUACUGGAACAACGCCAUCACCAUGGACUACUUCAGCCGGCACGCCGUGGAGCUGCCCAGAGAAAUACACACACUGGAGAGUGAGGACCAUGACUCCUGUCUACCCCCUAAUGGAGACUACAGUGGCAGCAGCAUGGUCCUGGUUAAUCCUUUCUGCCAGGAGACGCUCUUCAUCAACAGAGAAAAAGCCUCUGCCAUCUAGAGACAGAAAACCAGAGACACUGUCCGAGUCUCCUCCACCUACAACCCCCUGCCGUGGCGGUCUAUUUUAUAUUUGUGGUAAAUAUUCAGAGACUUUGACUUUAUACUGUAUAUUAUAAAAACAAAGAGCAACCUGAGUGGAGUGUGAUGUAAACAGAUAUUGUUUACAGCGAGGAUGCACCUGCAUAUUUUUCUGAUGUACAUUUUAUAAAAAAAAAAGAGAGAAAAGGUUUAAUUGUGAUAAAUAAAUAAAUAAAAAAGGUUUUUAUUGUCUUUAUAAAAUACAGAAUAUUUGUGGUAGUGUGACGGUGAGUGAGACAGAGAAAUGUGCUAUGAAAACAUUUAACGCUGUAAUUUUCCUUUUCCUUUAUAAAAAUCAAUCCCAAAAUACUUAUAGCCUGUUGAACUUGAAUAUCACACCUAUAAUAUUUUCUUGGGGGGAGCGGAGAUAAGUCGUAAAAUAUUGUUUAUGAUCAAAUCAGGGUCUGUAUUUAUCAAAUAAUUGAGCCAAUACAUUUAAAAAGAGUUUUGAACAGCCAAUCAGAGACGAGAGACAGAGUUGUGAUCAUUUAAAAAUGUGAUUUUCAUUUGCAAGAAGAAGAGGAAUCUUGUGCUUUUAUAAAAGACAAUAAUUUGUCAAUAUAUUAUGUGUAAAAAAUUACACAAUCUGCUUUGCAAAUACAGGAUAGGCCUAUGUACAUUAUAAAUGAAGAUUAAACGAUAGGAAAUUAACAAAUUUGAUAAAUAUAAACCCAGAUUUUACUGGUAAAUGUGCGCGGAUUAUUUGUGCAGGAUUUAUGGUUCCACAUCUGGUGGUAGUUGUGAAAGAUCUGUAAGUGAUCCCCCCCCCAUGUGUCACCAGCUUCUCUUAAGAGGGACCACAUAGAUGUCUUAAUUCUUUAUGUUGGCCCUUUAUUAUACCAGUGUAUGUGUAUGGAUGCCUUUGUUCCAUGCAUGUACGCAUACUGUGAGAGUGUGUGGACAAUUGGUUUAGAAUGUGCUCCGGCCCCUUAACCAAAUAUCAUUUUUCCUUUCAGUCAAACAAGACUGUAUCACUCAGUUGUAUCUGUUUUGUGUGUGCUUCUGUUUGCGCGUGCGUGCGUGUCCCUGUAUGCGUGUCUGUCUUGUCCGUGUCGUGGAGUCGCUACUUAGCCCAGUUUGAGAAAUAUUUUCUCAGUGCCAUAGAAAACAAUUAGACCCUCUUUUGCUACUGUGAGUGUUUCCCAAAAAAAACAAAAAAAAACAGAAAAGCGUAAAUGAAUGAUUUUUUUUUUUUUUCCUGGACCACAUUAUAGAGUAUGUCUUAGAAGUCAUGACCAAUGAAAAUCACGAGACAAAAAAUGUACAGUAUGCUGAAUAUUAACUGUGAGCACAUACAGAGGCGUUUGAAUAUUUCUUUUUUUUAAUUAUUGAACCUGUGGCCCUUCUGUCAUUUGUUUUUACUUUGCAUUGCUGCAGUUUUUAAUCCAAUAAUCAAUGCUGCCUGCCUUUAUUGUCGCUAAAGAUUUUCUGCAUUGUGCGAUGUUGUUCUAAAAUCCCUGAGUCAAGCAGCGGUGGGGAACAACACAAUUAAACAUAUUGAUAUUUCCUGCAUUGGAUGCUCACGGGUGGGCUUGUUGUUUUGCACGCUCAAUAAAGUGUUUAUUUUACCAAAACGUUCAGUGGCACGGUGGAGCAGUGUUCAACAUUAUGUAUUUUUUGUACUGUAGUAUACACUGUACUUUUUACUGCUGAGCAAUAAAACUAAAUUUAAAAAAACA
Messenger RNA from Solea senegalensis (Senegalese sole), 3793 nucleotides. RefSeq names its product transmembrane protein 108 (gene tmem108). Gene Ontology annotation, cellular component: postsynaptic density; axon; early endosome. The record is from RefSeq and is a predicted model, not a curated record. The transcript has 5 exons. Gene Ontology annotation, biological process: dendrite extension; retrograde axonal transport; postsynaptic density organization. Bases 592 to 2034 code for a protein of 480 amino acids. Lineage: Eukaryota; Metazoa; Chordata; Actinopteri; Pleuronectiformes; Soleidae.